Molecule: messenger RNA, 1862 nt
Organism: Hibiscus syriacus
Lineage: Eukaryota; Viridiplantae; Streptophyta; Magnoliopsida; Malvales; Malvaceae
Product: CTL-like protein DDB_G0274487
Biological process (GO): transmembrane transport
Cellular component (GO): membrane
Molecular function (GO): transmembrane transporter activity
Source: RefSeq, a predicted model, not a curated record
UAGUAAUCCGCCUCCAUUUCCCCCCAAAUCCUUUCCGGAUUUCUUCACAGAAGAACCCUAAUCAACUCCAUUGGCAUUCCUUCGUCUUCUCACUGUUAUUUUCAAACCUUCUUCUUCACGUUUUCUCCCACAAACUUUGACAAAGCCCUUUUGAGUUAAAAGUCGAUCAUAUAGUACUUAAAAAAAAACUUUGCUUCAAACUUUUAGAAUUGACUGCCAAAAGUAAUGCUUUAGUUCCAUUUGAGCAAAGGGAUUUGUCUCCUCUCCAUUCUCCAUGAGCGACUCUAUCAUCUCUUCUUCUUCAUCUGAUUCUGCCUCCAUCGCCACCGUCGAUCAGAAUGUAGGGAGGAAUGAGAGAAUUAUAAAUGCUGACCAAACGUUUUCUCCCGACUUGCGUCAUUGGCGUGAUGUUUUCUGGUUAGCUGUAUUUAUAAUUCAUUUGAUUCUGUUAGGGUUCUUGCUCGCUGUUCUUGGACUCAAUAGGUUCAGGACAGCAGAUAGGUUAAAUAUUGAUAGAUAUACUAAUCGGGUUUGGGAGAAUAGUAAUGGAUUGACAGAGACUUAUUGGCCCAAGUAUGCUGUUGCCGGUGGGAUUGGGACUGUCCUUGGAUGUCUUUGGUUGUUGUUGCUUGGUUCUCGUGCGAAACAAAUGAUGAAGGUUUCGGUUCACAUUUUGACUACAUAUCUUGCUGUGAUUAGUGUUUUAUGUUUCUGGUGCGCAAUUUUCUGGGGUGUGGCAUUUGCAACUGGUGCUGCGGUGCAGUUCUUGUAUGUUAUAGCAGUUAUAGACAGACUUCCAUUCACCAUGCUGGUCUUGCAAAAAGCUGUCAAAUUGGUAUGGAGUCUUCCUGAAGUUAUGCGAGUAGCAUAUGCAUUUAUGGCUGUCAUGCUUUUAUGGAUGGGAAUAUGGUCUUUUGGAAUAUCUGGUGUUGUGGCUUCAAGCAGGGGUGACCUUGGACGCUGGUGGCUUCUUGUGGUACUCUCUGUAAGCUUAUUUUGGACUGGUGCUGUUCUCUGCAAUACUGUACAUGUUAUAGUGUCCGGGCUUGUGUUUCUUGUUCUUAUUCAUGGUGGUCGAAAUGCUUCAUCUAUGCCUCCCAACUCAUUGAUGAAAUCUCUUCGGUAUGCUAUAACAACAUCUUUUGGAAGCAUUUGCUAUGGGUCACUUUUCACGGCUGCUAUUCGGACUCUGCGAUGGGAGAUCAGGGGAUUCCGGUCAAAAAUUGGCAACAAUGAGUGCUUGCUUUGCUGUGUUGAUUUUUUGUUUCAACUUGUGGAGACCCUUGUUCGAUUUUUCAACAAAUAUGCAUAUGUCCAGAUAGCUAUUUAUGGAAAAGGUUUUAACCGAUCAGCAAGAGAUGCCUGGGAGUUAUUCCAGUCAACAGGAGUUGAAGCACUAGUUGCAUACGAUUGUUCCGGUGCCGUUCUUCUUAUGGGUACUAUCUUGGGUGGACUUAUCACCGGAACUUGUGCCGGUGUUUGGACUUGGAUUACAUGGAAGGACAGAGUGAUCAUGGUGGGGUCCACUGCAAUGUUGAUGGGGAUGGUUUUGGUGGGACUUGCAAUGGUUGUUGUCGAAAGCGCUGUUACAUCUAUUUACAUCUGUUAUGCAGAAGACCCUUCCUUGAUUCGAAGAUGGGAUCCUCAGUUCUUUAACCAAAUGUCAGAGACACUGCACCAGCGCCUUCAACACAGAAGUUCUCGAGCCAGAGAAGUAUUGACUCACAACCAGCUUGACAGCCGCAUGCAAGACACAUUCCAUAUUUGACAACUCGCGUAUAUUAACUGUAAUUCGUACUCUAAAUUACCAUUCCAAAUAUAAAUAACUUUGUUUUAACGGUACGUGCCAAUCUUUUUUUUCC